UCACUAUUAAUAACCAAAAUGCAUCUUUUACAAAAGAUAAGAAAUCUAUUAUUACCGAUUCUACAUCUGAACCAAUACACAGCUCAACCCAGCUACAGAAAGGUGAGUCUAAAUAUUUAUUUGAAUCUCCAACAGAGCCUGUAACAUCCAUAACAUCUUCACAACAAGAUAUUGUUGAUGAUAAUUUGGCUA
Racocetra persica is the source of this 192-nucleotide messenger RNA. NCBI's taxonomy places the organism in Eukaryota, Fungi, Glomeromycota, Glomeromycetes, Diversisporales, Gigasporaceae. The record is from the annotation of a GenBank genome assembly.